Messenger RNA from Acromyrmex echinatior (Panamanian leafcutter ant), 2850 nucleotides. RefSeq lists its product as uncharacterized. Gene Ontology annotation, molecular function: phosphoglycerate dehydrogenase activity; NAD binding. NCBI's taxonomy places the organism in Eukaryota, Metazoa, Arthropoda, Insecta, Hymenoptera, Formicidae. Gene Ontology annotation, biological process: L-serine biosynthetic process. The record is from RefSeq and is a predicted model, not a curated record.
ACUAUAAGAAGAUAAAUGACAGUACAACAAGUCAGUUUACAAGUGGACCACCGUACCCGCACUGAUAUCAGUUACGAGACUUCCAAGUUUCUCUCUUUUCUGCGUUCAAGAGCUACUCAGCCGCGACGUAUUGCGAAUUCUUCCACAAGCAAGAGGAAAGACACCGAAGAGGAUAACAUGUCGAUCAACUUCAGGAGCAUUCUCAUAAGUGAUCCCGUGGAUGAGUCUUGUGAAGCGCUGCUCGCCGAGCACGAUGUUCCAGUUACGACGAAAUACAAGCUACCGAAGGAUGAGCUGAUCAAGGAACUGCAGAAUCAUGAUGCUCUUAUCGUCCGAUCCGAGACCAAAGUUACGGCAGAUAUUUUCGCUGCUUGCCCAAAUCUCCGCGUUGUUGGUCGAGCUGGUACCGGCGUCGACAACAUUGAUCUUCAAGCUGCCACACGUAAAGGAGUGGUUGUAUUAAACACUCCGGGAGGCAAUAGCAUUAGCGCUUGCGAGUUAACAUGCGCCCUGAUCUCCGCGCUCGCGCGCAACGUCGCGCAAGCUGCACAGUCGCUGAAGGAAGGUCGAUGGGACCGGAAAUUGUAUUCUGGAUACGAGUUGUCCGGCAAGACCCUCGCGAUCCUCGGGACGGGUCGCAUAGGCCGCGAGGUGGCUCACAGAAUGCAGAGCUUCGGCAUGAAUAUCGUUGCCUAUGAUCCAUUUUUGACAGACGAGAUCGCCGCCCAGCUCGGCAUCAGAAAUCUCAACACGGAGGAAAUAUGGCCCAUCGCCGACUAUAUCACCGUACACACGCCGCUUAUGCCUGAAACCAAAAAUUUGAUCAACGCAACAACCUUGGCAAAAUGCAAAAAAGGAGUGUAUAUCGUUAAUGUCGCACGUGGUGGCAUAGUUGAUGAGGAGGCUCUUUUGAAUUCAUUAAAAUCUGGUCAUUGUGGCGGAGCGGCUUUGGACGUCUUCGUGGAGGAGCCGCCGAAGAAUGCAAUCACUUUAGAACUCAUCAAACAUCCAAAAGUUGUUGCGACACCUCAUCUCGGUGCCAGCACGGAGGAAGCUCAGCAACGAGUAGCAGUAGAAAUUGCGCAACAAUUCUUGGCUUUAUCUGGCAAAUCAACAGAAUAUACCGUCACUGGUAUCGUAAACGCUCCGGUCUUAUCUGCUGCUAUGACGGCCGAGAACGAACCUUGGAUCGAAUUGUCAAAGAAAUUGGGUCAAUUAGCCGGUCGCUUCCUCAAGGGCAAACUAAAUACAGUAAUUCACAGCCGCACUGUAGGAAAUGCCAUGCAGGACAAAAAGUUCAUACACACAGCCGUUCUGGUCGGCAUAUUAACCGGCCAAACGAAGAAUGGCUUGAAUCUAGUUAAUGCGCCCACUCUGGCGCAAGAUAUUGGCGUUGAAUUGCAAGAAGGCCACGUCGAAGAUCACCAUAAAGCGGUCAUCGUGAAAGUUGGAGAACAUAUCAUCAAAGGAACUGUGCGUGACAAUCAAUCGCUGUUGCUCGCUUUGGACGACGCAGUCUUUAGCAAUGGCAUCGUGCUCAGGGACUAUAUUUGUUUAUAUCGGGCGAAUCGAGUACAGGAUCUCGCCAGUAUCGUAAACGUUUUCUCGUCGAAAAGCAUCAACAUUCACAAUUUGAAUGCCAAUGGCAGCUGGGUCAUCAUUCACACCGAUCAGCAGGUCUCAAUUCAAGUGGACGAAAUUGAGAGCUUUUGAGCGCAAUUGCGUGCUUCCAAGAGAGACAUACUGACAAUGAGUGAUCCUUGAGAAGAGACGGAAUGUAAAAUGAAUGCGGGAAUGCCCGAAUUUUGAAGAAUCCAGUAUUGUUCAAUUACUAAAAAAUGUGGGUACUUUUUGUAGAGACCGGAGCUUAUUCUAGAAAUACAUGUCUUUAAUUAUGUAAACUCCAUUUAUAUAAUAUAUCAUUAUUUAUUAUCUGCUUAUCAAAGUAGAUGAAUAAGAAAAGCUAGCUAAAUCAACAUUUCUAAUGCAUAUUACAAGUAUUUAGUUUUUUUUUAAGAAACAAAUUAUAUAUAAAAAAAUAUAAGUGUAAUAUGUUCUAGUUUCAUCAUAAAUAACAUAUUAAUCGUUAGCAAAUAAGUCGUUAUACUUUUUACAUAUGUACGCAUGUAGAAAUGUAAAAAAAAAAGUAUAUAAAAUGUGUCUAUAGAGGUAUUUAUAUUUUUAUAUUAUUAGACUUUGUUAAUAAAACAUCACAUUUUAUCAAAUCACCGUUUCUGUGUCAUUACUGACUAUACAAGGGUCUAAGCGUCUAUAUACAAACGAACAAUUGCUUGUAUAAAAGAGAUAAGAACUCUACUCUAAGUAUAGAAAAAGUUGAUCUUGAAUAGGUUCUAAUGUUAGUAAAAAUUCUAUAAAAAAUAUAUUUAUGGAGAAAAAAUGCUCAUGGAGAAAAAUAGCAUAUUCAUAAAAAUGUCCGAUUUUAACGUCUAGGCCCUUGCAGUCAAAAUAUAAUCCUACAAACAUACAUCAUUAAUAUUAUCUUAAAUGAUCGCUUUUACCAUUAUUUUUUCAAUAUAGAUUAUACUUUGAAACAAGAACAUCCAAUGUUCGGAGAGACCAACGAGUUCUUUGGUGUAUAAUUCGAUUCUCAGAUGUUAAUUAUACAACUUGCAACAAUUGUACACAAUAAAUUGAUUACGCAUCAAAUUAAAUUGAAAUGUCUAUCUCAUAAAAAAAUAAUAUUGAUACGUGACAUUGCGUAAUGAGAUAUCACAUCUUUCAAUGUAUAUACACUGUGUUGUUUAACGUGAUAAACAAAUAUCAAAAGCAACAGAAAUAUCAAAGUUGAAUGUAAAAUAAACUUAUUAUAAAUAAACUGAAUGCAAACAA